This is a messenger RNA of Paramuricea clavata, 4284 nucleotides long. NCBI's taxonomy places the organism in Eukaryota, Metazoa, Cnidaria, Anthozoa, Malacalcyonacea, Plexauridae. The record is from the annotation of a GenBank genome assembly.
GGUUCGUACACCCCCUGGAAAUCCUGGAAAACCCUGGAUCUUUAUUUUAGUCCUGAAAAACCCUUGAAAACCCUGAAAUUUCAAAUUUAUCCCUGGAAAACUGAGAAACUGAGCUGGGUGUAGGAUUAUACCUUAAAAAGAAAGAUUGAACAAAAGGUUCUUGCAUUAUAUAUAGUCAAACUAUAAAUAUAUUUCGUUCAAACUGGUACAAACCCUAAUGUAUCUGUGCAAGAUGAAGUACUAGCCGUCGCGAACGUUUCUUAUCUGUUAAACACUUAUAGAUUUAUAUUUCAAAUGUCCCUGGAAAACCCCUGGAAAAAGGAUGAAAAAGUCCUGGAAAACCCUGGAUUUUUUAAAUUACAGUAUGAAGGUGUACAAACCCUGAUUAUAGUAUGUGGUCACUCACUCUACGAAUACACCUUGCCUCACUCGAACUUGUAGGUAGACUCUUCCACUGAUGAUGUAUGUGAUACCCUCAGUUAUUUGAGCUCUUGCAACAACACUCCAGCCAAAAAGCAGAGGAGAACCAAAAAACGAAAUCAAGUAGGUUGAACAAAUCCAUAGAAAUGUGAAGCAUUGAAACUGGUUUGUUGCUACAGUUAUUACCUGAACUUGUUCAGCUAACUGAGGAUUACAACCCAAAAUUUCACAAUUAGCCUAUUUUGUGCACCAUUCAAUCUUGUACUCAGAGUAUGUGUGUUCUCGGGAAGGUUGGGAUGACUUUUGGAAGAUCGAAUGAAAAUUUUCUCAAUGGUGGAAAAGGAAAGUGUGGAAGUUGCUAAGAUUAAUAUACUAGAUUAUUCAAUUUUGAAUUUUCCCAGAGUUAUGUCAAGGGCAACCUGCGAACAGGCAUACUAUAGGUAGGAGAUUGUGCAACACCUCUCACCCACCAUUGUAGUAUGAAAAUGAAAUCCAUUUCCAUGAGUUGGUCUCAUAAGUAUCUUUGUGUGUUAUUUAGCGUAGCUCUUAUUUUAGUGUGUAACUUGCGAUAUAAAAUUGUUAUGGUGCACUUGUAGGGCUUUUUACUGUCUUGAAGGUGUCACAAGAAUUUCGGAUCGCUCCCAAGGGGGGCGAAUACCCUGGGGUAUAAACAUAGGAAAAUAACAACAUGCUAAGGCGAAGGUGACCAAGUCCAAUUUUGGCAAAUGUGUUACUGACUACUGUUAAUAUAACAACAAUAAACAUAUUUCUUCUACAAACACAAUAGUAAAUUUAUAGCUUAGCCUAGCUGAAGUCGUGGUAUAGUACUAAAUACCAUAAACACGAUCUAUAUAUGAGAAUUACCUAACCAAUUCAAUUAUUUUCAAUCAAUAUCAAUGAAUAAUUUUGUGAUUACUGCAUCGAUCGGACAAUUGGGGGGGGGGGGGCGAAUUCCUGGGACACUGUCACACAGAUUUUUCCGGAAACUGAAUUUUGUCGCUCAGUAUUUUGGAUGUAAUUAGGUUAUUUCGGUAGAUAAAACAAAUAAGAUUGACAAUUAACUUAGAGGCUAAGUGUGCUUAUGGCUGCACCCUUCCAGCUGUGUUUUAAAUGCAAUUUGUUACAAAUUCCAAUGCCUUUUAUUACAGAUGGAUACCACUGUCAAUGAACUUUCACAAGUAAUGAGUGGUCUUAGCUCUGCUGAAAGUAGUCCUGCAAAAGCUACGAAAUCCUUAAGUGGAAGCUUUGUUGAUGUUGAACCAAAGAGGCUGUUUACUGUCAAAGAUGACGAGUAAGUUACAUCUUACAAAAUUUCCCAUGCCAACAAAUUAUCAUUUAUUGAAAAACACAUAGUACCUUGCCAAAAAGCGAAUCACGAUUUCCCAAAGACGCGGGCCCGAUUUGGAAAUUUUAAUUGCAUUUUAUUUUUUCUGUAGGAGGAACGAUAAAUUCAUAUACCAAGAAGGAAAGCGCUCAUACCUAAACCAAGAUGCCGUGAAUAAAUUAGAGUCUAUAUCUGUUGAUAAGGUCCCCCCAGUACCAAACGGCCCAGUCAAAUACCGGGUGAAAUAUGUUGAAAGUGAUCCUCUACGCGCCGUCUCGGAUAACUGGAACUGGGGGCGUGCUCAGCCGUGCCCAAGAAAGGACUUCUGUAAUGCAGGUAGAAGGACUCUCCAAAUAUGCAAAGGUUCCUUCGAAUGUGUGAAUCCUGGCUGCACUUAUAAGAAAAUACAGAAUACAACAAACAAGGUAGAUUUCUCAAAGUCAAAAAAGUGUACCCACUGCAAAGAAAUAGCCCUACACAUAGAAUGUUCUGCCAGGAAAUAUGUAGAAAAUGACCGUUGUCAUAAAAAAAUUAUGGUAAUAUACGUCGAAACUCACGAUUGCACUCCACGUGCCGAUGACAGUAAGCCCAGCAAAGAAAGCGUUAAAGAGUAUCUUAAAACGCGACCAACAAGCUGCGCCAAGCAAAUACAAGUUGAUAAAGUGAGGGAGGCAUUGUUGAGUGGGAAAAACUGCGAGGAGGUCAAUGACGUCGCAUCGCAGUAUAGCAACCAAAGGCAUAUCCAAUACCUAAAGACCACCAUUGACAAAGAGAAUAGACCAGGCGGCUCUGACGUUGAAGCGAUACGUAAUUUAAAAGAUGACUUUUCUAAGAGAGGCCUGGAUGAAAACUUAAUCAUGGAAGUCGGUGAUGAUUUUGUUAUUUUGUCAUCCGCUACAAAAAUACGACUCGCAGCUUUAAUAACACUCGGGAUAGUUACAGAGCCGGUUAGCCUGGAUGGUUGUGAAAGUUUGGCGAAAGACUUUACAGAGGUGGAAAUGACCACAUACUACCCUCUGUUACGGCGUAAUGUUAAACUGGUGAGCUUGUUCAGCCCAAAACCUGGCGAAAACUCGACCAAUGUCGCCAAAAUGGUAAAAACAUUUGAUGACGCAGUCAAUAAAAUGUUCCCUACAGUUGCAGAGGAGUAUGGACUUGACCCCUUAGAUUAUAUUGGCAGGGGAUUGGACCCUGAAUCGUAUGUCGGAGAUGAGGGCGGUGGACUUUGGAAAGGGUUGUGUCAGGUGAAAGGCAGAGCCGUAAAAAAUAAAACAAUAUCAGACCUAUUCCACUUUAAACAAGAUGUUCGAAGGCAUAGCAAGUAUUUUGCAAGUAAAGCGGAUCAAAUCAAGUUUGAAAAAAUCAUGGAUGAAGCUUAUAAUGCAAUGACUUCCAUUGAAGCAAAAAAAUUAGAGGACCAGUUAGAAAGGCAUAUAAAGAAUCGGGCCAGCGAUGCUACUAAAAUGUUGAAUUUUAAGACAUGGUGGUGGAGGAGAAGGGUUAGAUGGCAGAAAUGGUGCCGUUCAACCUCUACAACUAACGCUUCUUCCGCAGAAGUGUCAAACGCCAGAGCAGUCGCAAACACUGGUUACCGAAAGCGACUGCUAGAUGUGGUAACCACAGAAUGCUCUGCAGCUAUUCUCGAGGCGGCGGAGGCGAACCGACAAAGCAGUGGACAGAAAACAAUUGGACGCGGUCCUACUGCCGCCGACCGUUUAAAGAGGCAAGAAACGGAACUCUUUAUUGACAGAGAAAGGUCUGCCUCAGCUAUACAAAGUAUAGCUAAGAAUGCGGACAAAUAUCAGUCGUUGUCAGAUGUCGAAACCGCACAAGAUGACUACAACAUCAAUUGUAGAGACACCCAUAGGUCUGAUAAGUCAAGAAAAGCCCCAAAGAAAUCGAAAAAAGAUAAAGGGAACUCGAUCGGUAGAAAUAAAAUAAGGUUUUUCAACAAAUAUGUCAAGGAUGUUAAUAUGGAUAUCCUAAAAUGUGACAGCAACAUGUCACAAUUUUGCAUUACGCUGCUUGAUACGAUGGGGUACCAGCAGGACUUAACAAUAUCCAAGGAUUCUGUGACAUGCACAUCACCUACGUGCAGUGGACUGUGCCAUCAUUUGACUUGGACUUUGCACACGAUGUUUGGCUUUACGAAAGACGACCCUUUGGUUUAUAAGAAGCAAUACACUAGCUCUGAAUGGGAAAACAUUUUGAAAGCUUUUCCCGAAAAGGUCCCAUUAGCUAGGCUCCCUGCUUCGACGAAAGGACAACGCUACGUUGCAAACAUUCGUCAUUCAAACAAAGACGCAAAGUGCGCAACGUGCAAAAAACAACUACAAUCUGGCGACAUGCAGAUAGUAACAGAAGGGCCGUACAGAACGAUAAUGCGUCACUGGAUUUCACGCAUCUUUUUUUUCUGUCCCAAAUUAAGUUGCAUUACCAAGCAGCCGCGCAACUCUUUCAUCCUUCCAUAUUCUCCGGUAUCAAUGACACUUGAAUUUGACAAAAAUUUGAGUUCGGCACAAAGAGCGCUUAUUGAAUAG